AUGCCAGUCACCCUGCACGGCUCCUGCCACUGCGGCGCCGUCCGCUUCUCGCUCGACAGCAGCACCCCCGUCCCCUACCAACUCUGCGCCUGCUCCAUCUGCCGCAAGACCGGCGGCUACUUGGGCUCCGUCAAUCUCGGCGGCUGGUUCAACACGCUCAAGAUCUCGCAGGGGGCCGAUGUCAUCAGUAAGUACAAGGCGGUGCUGAACCGCGAUACGCCAGAGGAGAAACUGGCGAAUAGCGAGCGCAGCUUCUGCUCAAAGUGCUCGACGAUGUUGUGGGUGUGGGAUAGUCAUUGGCCGGAGCUGGUGCACCCGUUUGCGCCGGCGAUUGAUACGCCGUUGAAGGAGCCCGCGGAGAUGGUGUGUAUCAAGAAUAAUAGCAAGCCUGCAUAUGUGCGGUGGCCGGAGGGGAAGAAGCAGGUCCAUGAGGACUAUAAUAAUCUGUCGUUGGAGGAGUGGCAUAAAGAGAAUGGGGAAUGGGUCGAGUAA
Morchella importuna is the source of this 492-nucleotide messenger RNA. RefSeq lists its product as uncharacterized. Lineage: Eukaryota; Fungi; Ascomycota; Pezizomycetes; Pezizales; Morchellaceae. The record is from RefSeq and is a predicted model, not a curated record. Bases 1 to 492 code for a protein of 163 amino acids. The transcript is spliced from 6 exons. Gene Ontology annotation, molecular function: carbon-sulfur lyase activity.